Messenger RNA from Oncorhynchus tshawytscha (Chinook salmon), 2213 nucleotides. RefSeq names its product solute carrier family 23 member 2-like. The transcript has 12 exons. Gene Ontology annotation, cellular component: membrane. NCBI's taxonomy places the organism in Eukaryota, Metazoa, Chordata, Actinopteri, Salmoniformes, Salmonidae. Bases 1 to 1806 code for a protein of 601 amino acids. Gene Ontology annotation, molecular function: transmembrane transporter activity. Gene Ontology annotation, biological process: transmembrane transport. The record is from RefSeq and is a predicted model, not a curated record.
AUGUCUAUUGAUGGGCGUUUCUGUGAUCUGGAGAAGGAUGGAGAGGGCUCCGACCUCUCUGAGGAGGACGACAAGAACAAACUGGCCUACUGUGUCACAGACAUCCCACCCUGGUACCUUUGCAUCAUUCUGGGCAUCCAGCAUUGCCUGACAGCGUUUGGAGGGAUCAUCGCCAUCCCUCUGAUCCUGUCUCAGGGUCUGUGUCUGCAGCAUGACAGCUUGACCCAGGGUCACCUUAUCAGCACCAUCUUCUUUGUGUCAGGCGUGUGCACCCUGCUGCAGGUCACCUUUGGAAUCAGACUGCCCAUUCUGCAGGGGGGUACUUUCACCUUGCUGGCUCCCUCUAUGGCCAUGCUGUCGAUGCCAGAGUGGACAUGCCCUGCCUGGACCCAGAACGCUUCCUUGGUCAAUGCCACCUCUCCUGAGUAUGUAGAGGUGUGGCAGAGCCGCAUGCGAGCGUUACAGGGCUCCAUCAUGGUGGGCUCCUUGUUCCAGGUCCUGGUGGGUUUCUCUGGCCUCAUCGGUCUCUUCAUGCGUUUCAUUGGCCCCCUCACCAUCGCACCCACCAUCUCUCUGAUUGGCCUGUCCCUAUACGACUCAGCUGGAAUGAAUGCAGGGAACCACUGGGGCAUCUCAACUAUGACGACUGCUCUGAUCAUCCUGUUCUCCCAGUACCUCCGACACAUCCCUGUACCAUUUCCCACAUACAGCAAGACCAAGAAACUCCACACCACCAAGAUCUACAUCUUCCAGAUUCUACCAGUGCUCCUUGGCAUCACACUGUCAUGGCUGAUCUGCUACAUCUUCACCAUCUCUGACGUCCUGCCCUCACAGCCGGGGCAAUAUGGCUACCUGGCUCGCACAGACCUGAAAGGGGAUGUCAUAGUCCAGGCCCCCUGGUUCAGAUUCCCAUACCCAGGUCAGUGGGGCUUACCAACAGUGAGCCUGGCAGGAGUGGUAGGAAUCUUGGCUGGGGUGAUAUCCUCCAUGAUAGAGUCGGUGGGGGACUACCACGCCUGUGCCAGGCUGUCAGGGGCCCCUCCUCCCCCAAAACAUGCCAUCAACAGGGGCAUUGGCAUCGAGGGGCUUGGCUGUCUGCUGGCUGGGGCCUGGGGCACAGGCAACGGAACCACCUCCUACAGUGAGAAUGUGGGAGCAUUGGGGAUCACCAAGGUGGGCAGCCGAAUGGUGAUCAUUGCUGGUGGCGUCUUGCUGAUCAUCAUGGGACUGUUUGGUAAAAUUGGAGCCAUUUUCACCACCAUCCCCACACCUGUGGUUGGAGGAAUGUUCUUGGUCAUGUUUGGGGUCAUAUCUGCAGCUGGAGUUUCAAAUCUGCAGUAUGCAGACAUGAACUCCUCCCGGAACAUCUUUAUCUUUGGGUUUUCCAUGUUUUCCGGACUGGUCAUUCCAAACUGGAUAUUCAAGAACCCAGAUGCCAUAGCAACAGGUGUGGUCGAGCUGGACCAACUGCUGCAGGUGCUUCUGACAACCAGCAUGUUUGUUGGAGGCUUCUUCGGGUUCUUCCUUGACAACACCAUUCCUGGAACCAAGCGAGAGCGAGGCAUCAUAGCCUGGAACAAGAUCCACCUGGACGACUCCAGCAACACCUUGGAGAGUAGCGAGGUGUAUAACCUUCCAUUUGGAAUCAGCUCUUGCCUCUCCUCCUACACCUGGGUUCGAUAUGUGCCGUUCCUCCCUCUGAAUGCACCCAGCUCACAGGACAAGCCCGGGGUGGACUCUUUGGAGGCCAAGAAGCAACCUGGGAAGCCAGAGCCCUCACAUAUCAUCAGAUCAGUGGCCCUAUGAACACUGAGCAAGCCCAGACUCUGGCUAAAACAACAACAACAAUAAUAAAGGCAGCUCUCGUGACUUGGACCACCUGUCCUGCUCUUAAGACACUGUAAAAGAAUGCUAUCCAUACUUAUUUAGUCAGACAUUUUCUACUCACUUCUUGGCCAGAAUCAGAUUAGCAGUAACCCUCGUUAGCCAACAAACACAUAGCUUUUCAUUGUUUUUGUUUAGGUAGUGUCGGAGGUGUAACUACAUUAGAGCUGUAAUAAUCCACAAGCAGCUCCUGGCAUUACCUAUCGCACACAUUGCCAUUGGAUGCACCCAGUAGAAUUAGUAGAAAUCCCAUGCAGUCAUCCCACUGGAAUGUGGGAUGUAAUGUACAUCUUGAUUACAUUGACAUAAAUCCCUAUUAUGUUGUUUAA